AUGUCGAAGAAACCCGAACCAAGUUCCGUGCGCGUACGACUAGCAACGCAUGCAGGCUCGUGGUACUCACAUGAUGAACAUGAACUCGACAAUGAACUCAAAGGUUGGUUAGAUAUUGCGAAGACGAAUUAUACUGAAACGCAGCACGGAAGUAUUCGUGCUCUUAUUGGUCCACAUGCAGGCCUUCGAUACUCGGGCUCCACGGCAGCAUAUGCAUACCAUCAUUUGCUUCAUCUUGAUCGGAUUAAACGCGUGUUUAUACUUGGUCCAUCGCAUCAUUUUUAUUUACGUGGAUGUGCUGUAUCAACUGCACAUGAAUAUGAAACACCGUUGGGCAACAUACCAAUCGAUCGUGAAGUGAAUGAGAAACUUGUGGAUUCGGGCAAGUUUGCAACCAUGUCAAUGGAUGUGGACGAAGAUGAACAUAGUAUUGAAUUACACCUUCCGUUUAUAUAUAAGGUUCUACAAAAUCGAAAAUUUACAAUUGUGCCAAUUUUAGUUGGAAAUACUAAAACGAAAAUUGAUGAAGAAUAUGGAAAAAUCCUAGCGCCAUAUUUUGAGAAUGACGAAAAUCUUUUUGUUAUUAGCUCUGAUUUUUGUCAUUGGGGACCUCGAUUUCGAUACCAACCACAUGAUUCGACGUAUGGUGAAAUACAUGAAUUUAUCAAAUAUUUAGAUCAUCAAGGCAUGGAAUUUAUCGAGCGAUUGGAUCCCGAUGGCUUUACGACGUAUCUCAAUGAAACAAAAAACACCAUUUGUGGUCGUCAUCCAAUCUCACUUUUACUGCAAACUAUUUUAGCGUCAACGAAACUUAAGUGUAGUCUCAAGUUUGUCAAGUAUGCUCAAAGUAGCGCUUGCAUGCGUCACGGUGAUUCAUCUUUCUACUUACCGUCCUAUUGA
Plasmopara halstedii is the source of this 900-nucleotide messenger RNA. Its product is annotated as Predicted dioxygenase. The coding region runs from base 1 to 900 and encodes 299 amino acids. NCBI's taxonomy places the organism in Eukaryota, Oomycota, Peronosporomycetes, Peronosporales, Peronosporaceae. The transcript is spliced from 10 exons. The record is from RefSeq and is a predicted model, not a curated record.